AUGACGGUGUCCCGGGAUCCAGGGGAUCCCUGCGCUGCCGCUUCGGGGGGAGCACGUGGAAAGGGGGGGUUUUGCCGACCGGCGCAGAGCUCAGACGCUUUCAUUGCACGAGUGGCCGCAGGAUACGGCGGGGGGCCCCCCCCCCCCCGCGGCCCCGCCCCACUCCGCUCCCAGGUGCCGGUGUCACCAGCACCGCGGCUGCGGAGCGAGAAAUCCAGCCAGAAAGCCAGGAGCGUGGCGCGAUGCUGCAGCCGGGAGCGGCGGUACCGCGGCCGCGCCGCAUCCCCGCCACGGGGGGCUCUGUUCACCUAUGAAGGCAACAGCAACGACCUGCGCGUGGCCGGCUGCGGAGAUGGUGGCCUGGAGGAGAUGGUGGAGGAGCUCAACAGCGGGAAGGUGAUGUACGCCUUCUGUAGGGUGAAGGAUCCCAACUCCGGCCUGCCCAAAUACGUCCUCGUCAACUGGACGGGCGAAGGCGUGAAUGACGUCAGAAAAGGAGCCUGCGCCAACCACGUCAGCACCGUAGCAAACUUCCUAAAGGGGGCUCAUGUCACCAUCAACGCUCGCGCGGAGGAGGACGUGGAGCCUGAGCUCAUCAUGGAGAAGGUUGCCAAGGCCUCUGGGGCCAACUACAACUUCCACAAGGAGAGCAGCAAGUUCCAGGACGCGGGCCCUCAGGCGCCGGUGGGCUCUGUCUACCAGAAGACGAAUGCGAUGUCCGAAAUCAAGAGAGUCAAUAAAGAUAAUUUCUGGGCCAAAGCUGAGAAAGAUGAAGAAAACCGCCGGCUAGAGGAGAAGAGGAGAGCGGAGGAGGAGCGGCAGCGGCUAGAGAGAGAGCGUCAGGAGCGGGAGCUGCAGGAAGCGGCGGGGCGAGAACAGAGAUACAAAGCGAGAUCCAACGAAAUCGAAGCCCAGAAGAGACUCCAGCAGCAGCAGGAGGCAGAGAACAGGGACAGGGAGCAGCAGCAAUGGAAGGAGCAAGCCGAGGAGUACGACGCCAGGCAGCGGAAGGGCUUCAAGAGAAGCGAAUCGGUGGAGAAAGCCCAGGAGGCUGCGUCGCUGAUAGCGCAGAGGGCAGUGAACCCCCGGGACAUCUUUAAGCAGAAGGAGAAGUCGGUGCCGGCGGACGCGGCGACGGCUUCCCAGCCAGGCAAGCUUCGCAGCCCUUUCCUGCAGAAGGAGGUGAACUCCGUGCCGAGCCCUGCCUCUCCUGCCCGGGAUAUACCGUGCGUUUCUUUGGCAGGACGAGACGCCGGGUACAAUUCAAGCGUCCCAGCUUCCCACGUGGAAGAGGCGAAUCUGUACACGGAGCCGCUGGACCCCUCGGCCAUCUAUGAAGAACCACCUCAGGAACACGUUGAGGAUGCCAAAUACGACUACCCGGUUGAGUACCAGCAGCCGCCGGACCUGACGGGGAAGGGGCUGUGUGCGCGGGCGCUCUACGACUACCAGGCUGCUGAUGACACUGAGAUCUCAUUUGAUCCGGAAAACAUCAUCACUAACAUCGAGAUGAUCGACGAAGGCUGGUGGCGUGGCUACGGUCCCGACGGCCACUUUGGCAUGUUCCCUGCCAAUUAUGUGGAACUGAUUGAGUAA
Messenger RNA from Nipponia nippon (crested ibis), 1596 nucleotides. The record is from RefSeq and is a predicted model, not a curated record. NCBI's taxonomy places the organism in Eukaryota, Metazoa, Chordata, Aves, Pelecaniformes, Threskiornithidae.